UGCAACUGAAGUGAUCGGGCAUUUCGCGCGCAUUCUCCACUUUAAACUGGCCAUUUGGUGAAUUAAUUACGAUGUGGUUAGGCAACGGGACGGUAUUACAUACCUAAAUCAUAAUUUGUCAUGAUUGUUUACGACUUUAAUUUAAAAUAUCACCGUGUUUGAAUCAUGUUACGAGUUACAACCAAAAGAAACGGGUUCUGUUCACAUUCUGCAUUUUCGAUGGUGUAUGGAGUGUUUUAAUUAGUGUACCGGUUGGCGAACAAUUUCUUUCGGAUACACGGUGGAAACAGGAUCAGAGAUGCCUCGAACGAGAGCCGAGAUCCUGUUGGAUAUGUACGGAAAUGCAGAAGGAGGGAUUUCUCGUGCGUACGUGAUAUGCGUGGCUGGAAUGGCAGAAAAGUUACGCGAGGCGGCCGCACGUGGCGACGUAGCGCGAGUUGCGCGACUCCUUGACGAAGAUAUUAAACCAUUGCCGGACGAAAAUGGUAGAGGCCCUCUUUUAUUGGCCGCAGCAGCCGGCCACGUGGAUGUCUGUGAAACUUUACUUCUUCGAGAAUGCGACGUCAAUGCUGCAGACAAUACUGGUGUCACACCAUUGCAAAGGGCAGCUUCUGAAGGUCAUUUGGAAGUGGUGGAAUUGUUGCUGAAACAUGGUGCCGACGUUGCUCGCCAGGAUAACGUGGUGA
Frieseomelitta varia is the source of this 686-nucleotide messenger RNA. Its product is annotated as myotrophin-like. NCBI's taxonomy places the organism in Eukaryota, Metazoa, Arthropoda, Insecta, Hymenoptera, Apidae. The annotation marks the transcript as partial. The transcript is spliced from 4 exons. Gene Ontology annotation, molecular function: protein binding. The record is from RefSeq and is a predicted model, not a curated record.